AAUCUUGGAGCUGCAGAGAUCUUCCAUCCUAACUUCCGUUUUCCCUCUCCUGAUUAUUUCCUUAGCCCAUGUGGAGAGUGAGGAGCAAUACAGUGAAACUCUGGAGAACUUUGGCAAUAACCACCUUUCUCAGAACAACCACGAACUUUCCACUGGCUUCCUCAACCUGGCUGUUUUCACCAGAGAAGUGACGGCUCUUUUCAAAAACCUGGUGCAGAAUCUGAACAAUAUUGUCUCCUUCCCUCUGGACAAUCUGUUGAAAGGGCAGCUGAAGGAUACUCGGCUGGAUUCCAAGAAGCAAAUUGAAAAGGCCUGGAAAGAUUAUGAGACCAAAGUAGCAAAGCUGGAGAAGGAGAAGGAGCGAGCCAAGAUAUCUGGAGUCAUCCAGACUGAACCAUCAGCCACUGAAAUCACCGAGGACCUGCAGAAGGAACGCCGUACUUUCCAGCUGCAGAUGUGCGAGUAUCUUCUGAAAGCCAAUGAAUGCCAAAUGAAGCAAGGGCCAGAUUUUCUGCAGAGUCUGAUCAAGUUUUAUCACGCGCAGCAUAAUUUCUUCCAAGAUGGCUGGAAGGCAUCUCAGAACCUCUACCCAUUCAUCGAAAAGCUAGCUGCCUCCUUACAUGCACUUCGCCAGGCUAAGGAAGAGGAGGUAAAGCAACUCACUCGGAUCCGUGAUUCCCUCCGAGGCAUCCUGCAGCUGGAAAACAAAGGGGAGAACCUCAACAGAAAGAACUCUGGCAGUGGGUAUAGCAUCCAUCAGCAUCAAGGCAAUAAGCAGUACGGGACCGAGAAGUCUGGUUUCUUGUAUAAGAAGAGCGAUGGAAUUCGGAAGGUGUGGCAGAAGAGGAAGUGUGGAGUGAAAUAUGGAUGUCUCACUAUUUCACACAGCACAAUAAACCGUCCUCCUGUAAAGUUAAAUCUGUUGACUUGCCAAGUGAGGCCUCAUCCAGAGGAUAAAAAGUCCUUUGAUCUUGUGACACACAAUCGGACAUACCACUUCCAAGCAGAAGAUGAGCAAGACUGCAUAGUGUGGGUGUCAGUGCUCCAGAACAGUAAGGAUGAAGCACUUAGCAAUGCUUUCAAGGGGGACCCAGGAGGCUGCGUGUCUUCAGCUGGAGGCAUGGCUGACAGCGGAUUGCAAGAACUCACCAAGCUUAUCAUCGACGAAGUGAAAAACAUGCCAGGAAACAGACGGUGCUGUGACUGUGGAGCCCCAGAUCCCACAUGGCUCUCCACCAACCUUGGCAUCCUGACAUGUAUCGAGUGCUCAGGGAUUCACCGUGAGUUAGGGGUGCACUAUUCCCGCAUCCAGUCUUUGACACUAGAUGUGCUCAGCACAUCGGAAUUGUUGCUGGCAGUCAGCAUUGGAAACGCCAAGUUUAAUGAAGUCAUGGAAGCCACCUUGCCAGGCCAGAACAACCCCAAACCUUCCUCCAGCAGCGAUAUGAUUUCCAGGAAGGAAUUCAUCAUGGCAAAGUAUAUGGAGCGCAAGUAUGUUCACAAAGCUGCCAAGGAAGAGCCUUACCGGCUCUGGGAAGCUAUUCGAAACAGGGAUCUCUUGGCACUGCUCCAGGCUUUUGCUGAAGGCCAUGAUCUCUCCAAACCUCUAGUGAACCCUGAAGGUCAGGAACAAGGCGAACAGGCCUUGCACUGGGCUGUGCGCUACGCCAACAAAACUUCCCUUCCAUUGGUGGAUUUCAUUAUUCAGAACGGGGGAAAUCUGGACCGACCCACUGCAGAUGGGAACACAGCCUUACACUAUGGAGUCCAGUAUAAUCAACCCAAUUGCAUCAAGUUGUUGCUGAAAGGGAAAGCUUCUACAAAUGCAGUAAAUGCAGCAGGUGAAACACCUCUGGAUAUGGCAAGAAGAUUCAAGCAUGCUGAGUGCAAAGACUUGCUGGAGCAGGCCCAGGCAGGGAGGUUGGCUAUGCAGAUGCACGUGGACUAUGACUGGGAAACGUCUCAGGAGUUCUCUUAUGACAGUGACGAUGAGCUGGAUGAAAAGGUGAGCCCACUGCAGCGAUCUUUUGGGUCCUCACCAUCUCCAACCACCGGCCAGUCCACUCUCUUUCCUUCAAGUCGGUGGGGCUGCUCUGGCAUGGAUAUCAGCAACAAGACCUACGAGACCAUUGUGAUCCCUUCACAGUCUGGUCAGCGAAGCUCAACCAGUGAGGAGAACCCCCCACCAUUGCCACUCAAAAAGCCUCCCAAAGGGAGUAGCAAACCAAAACUAGAUGCCUCUGAAUCACUGCCCCAUUCACCAGAUAGCCCCGAUAUUUGGAACUCAUCUAUUUCCAGCAUCCCUGGUGUGUUGGAUGGUGGCCCAUUCCGGCAACCACCCAACUUUCGUAAUUCUAUGGAAGUCAAAGGCACAGCCUACUGGGAAACCUGCUCCGAAGUCGAGGGUACAUCCCAACGGCGAAGAUCAGAGCCUACUCAGAUGACAGCCCUGCAGCCUUCCCCCAGAACCUCUCCUGAACCAGGACAAACGCCCCCAGUCAGGUUCAGCUCAGAGAGCACCAGAUCCUAUCGACGGAUUAGUAGCAGCUCGAUGGGUAAAUUUCCUGGCACCCCCCUUUCCCCGCAGAGCCCCAGUUGCCCAGAAGAAGCGCCUUUGUGCAAAACUGUGAUGCCCGGGCCCACACCUCUGCCUGUGCCAACACCAAGAAGAUUUGCUCCAGCCAAGGGACGGUUAAAGCGAGUCAAGGCUUUGGCUGACUGCAAGGGAGACAAGGCCCGGGAGUUGACUUUCUCCAAGGGUGAAGUAAUUGUAGUAACACGGGAAGAGGACGAGCAAAAUUGGGUUGGAUUCAUUGAAGGUGAUGGCACAAGGACAGGCGUCUUUCCCUCCAACUUUGUCCACCCACUGCAAGACUGAUGGGACCAAGUGUCUAGUCUUCUCUGAAAAGAUGAGCCAGCAUUAUCUGCUCUGUAGGGGGACAGGGUGUGCAAGCUUGCUAGAUCUCCAUCGAGCCUGCUCUUCAUGCGAUGCCAUCUCCUUAUUCAGCUCCAUGAUAGAGUUGCUGGGAAGAAACUGUGGAAUCUGGCUUUUGAGGCUCUUUUUAAUAGGCAGAAAGGGGAAGGGCAAUGGAUAAAAGACAUAUAUGUCAAUACGGCUUGAUGGACUACUUUUCAUUCUUUUAACUGAGGGGGAUCGUAUAUCACAUUCAUUGUGUAAUGUAGAGGCUCCACUACAAAACCAUCUCUUUUCUCCAUUUGGUCUAAUUCAGAUUGUUCUGUGCCUACUUUGAGGAGUUGAGGAAUGGAUCCAAGUUCCCCAGUGCAACAUUUGAUUUUAUACCAAUCUCAGUUUCCAUAAUGUCAACAGCCAUGAGGGAGCAGACGUAUUUAGAAAGCAGUUUUGAAAACAAAAAUGCAGGGAAUCAAUGCUGAAGAUUGUUUGGGAAGCCUUGGGAGGGGGGCAGGGCCACUGUAAUUCCUGCUCCAAUUGUAUGAGUCACCUUCAUGUUUUGUCCUUGGGGAAUUAAUUCAUCUACUGCAGAAUAUCUGCCUCUCUGCAAUACUGUAGAAGAUUCUGGAUUUUGUUUCAGUCUGGCUGAUCUUGUUAUUCUUAAGUCAAACUGAUCUCUACUCAACAGAGUCAAUUCUUGUUUUAUCAGAAUUUGUCCUGCUUCUAGGACAGCAUCCCCUUUAACAACUUCAUUUAAAAGAAAAAACCAAAAAGCCUUGUUGGGUAAAAAUUCCUGCUGUGCAAAAUUGUUUUAAAAAUGGUGGAGGCAAGACUAGUGUCUGAAAGGGACAAGGGGCCAUUUUAGAAAUCUGCAAAAAAUCUUUGGGUCACCACUUCAAGCUUGUUUGCAGUCCUCAGUUUUCAAUAUGUAGAAAUUUUGAAAUAUUUCAAUGGACUCUCAAGGAUGUAUGGAUAUUUUAAAAAGCACUGCUAUCCCAGGGUUCAUCAUCAUUGUUAGGACAAUAAUGGUUGGAUCUGGACUAAAUAAACUGAAUGUAGGUUUCCGUGAAAUGCAUGGGACAAGCUGGGCCCUGACUGGAUUCCCUCUGAAUUCACUGGGAGUGAAAUGCAACCCAUUUCAUUUGAAUUGAGUCUUUUUCAUGCAAUAGGCUCAGCUUCAUAGAACUUCAACUUUUCCCGAACUCUCCCUAUGUUCAAGGGGAUGGUGUGAGAGUUUUGGUUAAGUGAAAAAUCCAACAGAGAAAAUCCAGCUGUGAAAAGAUAACCAUCUGGCACGCACGAUAACCCAAACUCCAGUGCCAUCACUAGAGUAAGACUUCAAUUUUUUUUUAAAGUCUUUGUGUUUUUUAAAAUAAGGAUGCUAGUAACCACAAACACAUGUAUGUAUGCCACUUCAAAUGUUAGUUUUGAACAUGUGCAGCUGUCCCAAAGCUUUAGAUGUUAACCAAACUUAUUGGAAUGUAAGCAGACUUACAUCAUGCAAACUGCCAAUCUGGUCAUGAAGAAUUUCUAGCGCCUGCCCCUUUAGAGGUUAAAUCUCUUUGUCUCUCAGAUUUUUCCAAUCUGGUUUGACCAGUUUUAAAGAAUCAGAAUUUCAUCCUCCAUAUAGUUCCUUUUCAUUCACUACUGUGUGAACCUUUCAACGUCAGGUCUUGUGCAAAACGAGGCAGCCUGUAGGUUUAUUUGAAAUUUGCAAAAUUAAAAAAGAGAGAGAGAGAGAAAGCUGAGUAUGACACCCAGCAAAUGCUUGCUGAUUUUAAAACACAAAGAAGCUGAACCCAAGGUAUAACAUGAUCUCAAUAAACAUGAUGUUAAAAUUUUAUUUUUUUUAGCAGUGGCAACAAAUGGAGUUCCUUCAGUCUCCCUGGAUAAACAGUAAACAGGAACAUAUGGGGUGGACAGAAAAUUAGACUGAUAAAAGCCAUGCCUUAAGAACAGUGCCAUUUAAUCCCCAUUUUCUCCAGGACCUGUGAAUAACUGAAAUGGAAAAGUCUAGCAGUUCAGGUCCAUUUUCAAGCAAAAAAUGAAAACCUAUAGAAAUGCAUUUGCGGAUACUAAUAAUAGGUAGAAGGAAUCACGAAGCAAUAUUUUAAUGCUGAAAGGCAGAGGUGUGUCUGUGUACAAAUGUAUAUGUAACAAAACCUGGCUUGGGUUUUUCAGUUUGUUUACCUAAAGUUUUAGUUUCUUUAAAACAUUGGUGACUAGUCCUCUUAAGCAAAGAGGAAUGAGAAUGUAAGAAGGAAAUGGUAGUUCUUGGCAAGAUUUUUAAAUAAACAGGCAACUUUCUCUUU
Messenger RNA from Python bivittatus (Burmese python), 5223 nucleotides. Lineage: Eukaryota; Metazoa; Chordata; Lepidosauria; Squamata; Pythonidae. The record is from RefSeq and is a predicted model, not a curated record.